AUGUCGGCAAACUCUCACGAAUAUUUUGACCAUGCUCAAAACAAUCGUGAGAGUCAGCCGAUCUACCUUCGUCGGUUUUGUUUGCUUCCUUCUUCUUGUGGGCUGCGGUCUUCUGCCAGAAGGUCCAGCAGAGGAAGUAACAGUGGAAGAAGCAACAGCGGAGGUAGCAACAGCAGAGGAAGCAACAGUGGAAGAAGCAACAGUGGAGGUAGCAACAGCAGAGGAAGCAACAGUGGAAGAAGCAACAGCGGAGGUAGCAACAGCAGAGGAAGCAACAGUGGAAGAAGCAACAGCGGAGGUAGCAACAGUAGAGGAAGCAACAGUGGAAGAAGCAACAGCGGAGGUAGCAACAGCAGAGGAAGCAACAGUGGAAGAAGCAACAGCGGAGGUAGCAACAGCAGAGGAAGCAACAGUGGAGGUAGCAACAGCAGAGGAAGCAACAGUGGAAGAAGCAACAGCGGAGGUAGCAACAGCAGAGGAAGCAACAGUGGAAGAAGCAACAGCGGAGGUAGCAACAGCAGAGGAAGCAACAGUGGAAGAAGCAACAGCGGAGGUAGCAACAGCAGAGGAAGCAACAGUGGAGGUAGCAACAGCAGAGGAAGCAACAGCAGCAGGGUAGCAACAGCAGAAGAAGCAACAGUGGAAGAAGCAACAGCGGAGGUAGCAACAGCAGAGGAAGCAACAGUGGAAGAAGCAACAGUGGAGGUAGCAUCAACAGUGGAGGUAGCAACAGCAGAGGAAGCAACAGUGGAAGAAGCAACAGUGGAGGUAGCAACAGCAGAGGAAGCAACAGUGGAGGAAGCAACAGUGGAGGAAGCAACAGCGGAGGAAGCAACAGCGGAGGUAGCAACAGCGGAAGAAGCAACAGCGGAGGAAGCAACAGCGGAGGAAGCAACAGCGGAGGAAACAACAGCGGAGGUAGCAACAGCAGAGGAAGCAACAGUGGAAGAAGCAACAGUGGAGGUAGCAACAGCAGAGGAAGCAACAGUGGAGGUAGCAACAGCAGAGGAAGCAACAGCGGAAGAAGCAACAGCGGAGGUAGCAACAGCAGAGGAAGCAACAGUGGAAGAAGCAACAGCGGAGGUAGCAACAGCAGAGGAAGCAACAGUGGAAGAAGCAACAGUGGAGGUAGCAACAGCAGAGGAAGCAACAGUGGAAGAAGCAACAGUGGAGCAACAGCAAGGAAGCAGCAGUGGAAGAAGCAACAGCGGAGGUAGCAACAGCAGAGGAAGCAACAGUGGAAGAAGCAACAGUGGAGGUAGCAACAGCAGAGGAAGCAACAGUGGAGGUAGCAACAGCAGAGGAAGCAACAGCAGAGGAAGCAACAGCGGAGGUAGCAACAGUAGAGGAAGCAACAGUGGAAGAAGCAACAGCGGAGGUAGCAACAGCAGAGGAAGCAACAGUGGAAGAAGCAACAGUGGAAGAAGCAACAGUGGAGGUAGCAACAGCAGAGGUAGCAACAGUGGAGGUAGCAACAGCAGAGGAAGCAACAGUGGAGGUAGCAACAGCAGAGGAAGCAACAGUGGAAGAAGCAACAGCAGAGGUAGCAACAGCAGAGGAAGCAACAGUGGAAGAAGCAACAGCGGAGGUAGCAACAGCAGAGGAAGCAACAGUGGAAGAAGCAACAGUGGAGGUAGCAACAGCAGAGGAAGCAACAGUGGAGGUAGCAACAGCAGAGGAAGCAACAGUGGAAGAAGCAACAGCGGAGGUAGCAACAGCAGAGGAAGCAACAGUGGAAGAAGCAACAGUGGAGGUAGCAACAGCAGAGGAAGCAACAGUGGAGGAAGCAACAGUGGAGGUAUUAACAGCAGAGGAAGCAACAGUGGAAGAAGCAACAGUGGAGGAAGCAAAAGCGGAGGAAGCAACAGCAGAGGAAGCAACAGCGGAGGUAGCAACAGCAGAGGAAGCAACAGUGGAAGAAGCAACAGUGGAAGAAGCAACAGCGGAGGUAGCAACAGCAGAGGAAGCAACAGUGGAAGAAGCAACAGUGGAAGAAGCAACAGUGGAGGUAGCAACAGCAGAGGUAGCAACAGUGGAGGUAGCAACAGCAGAGGAAGCAACAGUGGAGGUAGCAACAGCAGAGGAAGCAACAGUGGAGGAAGCAACAGUGGAGGUAUUAACAGCAGAGGAAGCAACAGUGGAAGAAGCAACAGUGGAGGAAGCAAAAGCGGAGGAAGCAACAGCGGAGGAAGCAACAGCGGAGGAAACAACAGUGGAAGAAGCAACAGUGGAGGUAGCAACAGCAGAGGAAGCAACAGUGGAGGUAGCAACAGCAGAGGAAGCAACAGUGGAAGAAGCAACAGCGGAGGUAGCAACAGCAGAGGAAGCAAUAGUGGAAGAAGCAACAGUGGAGUGGAGGAAGCAAAAGCGGAGGAAGCAACAGCGGAGGUAGCAACAGCGGAGGAAGCAACAGCGGAGGAAACAACAGCGGAGGUAGCAACAGCAGAGGAAGCAACAGCAGAAGAAGCAACAGCGGAGGUAGCAACAGCAGAGGAAGCAACAGCGGAAGAAGCAACAGCGGAGGUAGCAACAGCGGAGGAAGCAACAGCAGAGGUAGCAACAGCGGAGGAAGCAACAGUGGAAUAA
Gigantopelta aegis is the source of this 2586-nucleotide messenger RNA. RefSeq lists its product as uncharacterized. NCBI's taxonomy places the organism in Eukaryota, Metazoa, Mollusca, Gastropoda, Neomphalida, Peltospiridae. The transcript has 5 exons. The record is from RefSeq and is a predicted model, not a curated record. Gene Ontology annotation, biological process: negative regulation of protein sumoylation. Bases 1 to 2586 code for a protein of 861 amino acids. Gene Ontology annotation, cellular component: sperm principal piece; sperm fibrous sheath. Gene Ontology annotation, molecular function: calcium ion binding.